This is a messenger RNA of Lactuca virosa, 414 nucleotides long. Lineage: Eukaryota; Viridiplantae; Streptophyta; Magnoliopsida; Asterales; Asteraceae. The record is from the annotation of a GenBank genome assembly.
AUGUUUGAAUUAACAUACGAACUGAUCACAGUCGCAGCUUCAAAUCCACACUUCAUCUUUCUAUUCUGCAAUCUGAUCAUCGCCGUUCUGAUUCUUGUUAGCUUGGAACCCACCUCAAAUUCUCACUAUAACUGCACGGCUACUCCAAUUCCUCCUCCACCACCACCCUCCGCCAUUAACGAAAACAAAAGCUUCGAAACCACCACUCUAACAACGCAGCUUCAACCGACGACUACUACCAGUUGCAAUGUUUCCAUAGACGUUAACAAACUGUGGAACAACUGCGGCUUAUAUGUCAAAGACGUCGAUGAGGAAGAACAGGAUGAUGAGCUCAGAAGAAGAGUGGAGGAAUUCAUCGAGAAGAUUAAUAAAGGUUGGAAGGCUGAAAAAUUGCAAUUAUCCAUAGAUCAUUGA